AUGGCCCCUGGCGACGAAUACGCCGCCGGCGGGGGCGGCAAACUCAAACUCAAGGGCCUCAAAACGAGCGAUGGCCGAGUAGACAAGAAAAAGAAGAAGAAGAAGGCCAAGAACGUCGACACGGAGGCUCUCGCGUCACCGGCGGCAGCGGCUACGUCCGAGGACGCUGAGCAGCGCAGCCGCAGUCGCAGCGAGGAGCAGCACAGCGGUGAGUAUGACGCCGCCGGGGUAGGGAAGACGGAGGCGGAGCGGAAGUACGAGGAGGCGAGGAAGAAGCGGCUCCUGGAACGUUUGAAGCGCGAGGGCGUCAAGACUCACAAGGAGCGGGUGGAGGAGUUGAAUAAGUAUCUCAGUAGGUUGAGUGAGCAUCAUGAUAUGCCGAAGAUUGGACCAGGAUAG
This is a messenger RNA of Aspergillus clavatus NRRL 1, 399 nucleotides long. Its product is annotated as DUF1754 domain-containing protein. The transcript has 3 exons. Gene Ontology annotation, cellular component: nucleolus. The record is from RefSeq and is a predicted model, not a curated record. Lineage: Eukaryota; Fungi; Ascomycota; Eurotiomycetes; Eurotiales; Aspergillaceae. Bases 1 to 399 code for a protein of 132 amino acids.